Molecule: messenger RNA, 5108 nt
Organism: Daphnia pulex (common water flea)
Lineage: Eukaryota; Metazoa; Arthropoda; Branchiopoda; Diplostraca; Daphniidae
Product: lysine-specific demethylase 3B-like
Exons: 13
Biological process (GO): regulation of transcription by RNA polymerase II
Cellular component (GO): histone deacetylase complex; chromatin
Molecular function (GO): chromatin DNA binding; histone H3K9 demethylase activity; transcription coregulator activity
Source: RefSeq, a predicted model, not a curated record
AUGCCUCCACCCUCCGUUUCUCCUUCUCGGUCUCCAGCAGCGGCGGCAGCAGCAGCUGCCGCGGCUGCUCACGUUCCUCCCUAUCUUGCUAUGAGGUAUAGCCCGGCUCCUCAAACGGCACCUGCUCCUUGCACCUCUCCAUCGGCCAUUCAAAAGAAGACAAGCCCGUCACCGCUUCAGCAGCAGCAGAACAUGGGCUCUGGAAGUGCAGCAGCUCUUUAUGGUCGGCAAGGACUUGCUGGAGUCCAAGUGGUCGGAUCGGCUGGAAUCUCUAGUGGAACAUCAGUUCAGUGCCGGCCAGACCAAACGAUUCCUCUUUCACUCAUAACUCCAAGCAAAUCAAGUCAACCGGAAUCGGCACCUCCCCCGGCGCACACUGCCCGGAAUACGGACCGAGAUCGUGAGAGAGAGAUGCGAGAACGUGGAAGAGAUGUUCGGAUUUACCCACACAACACCUUUUCACCACUGGCUCAUCAACUUCCUCCUCCCCAACCUCUAUUGAACACUGGCGCAAGCAAUCGAGGUGGCCCUGGGCCGCCUAUGCCUCAGCAACAACCACUCGAUUUGGGAACUUAUAGAGAGGACUCUCCAAUUCCGCUGAUUUCCUCUGCCCGCCUAUCGACUGUUGAUUUCCCUUUAGCGCCAUUGAUGAGCGUGGCUGCAUUAGUUAACGCUGGAUACUCUACGAGUGCCACGGCUCAAGUAAAACCACCCAGUAAUCCGGCCAGUGCGUUUUCAAUGGGCUUGGCAACUCCGCGCCAUCCAUCAGAUACACCACCCCUCUUGAUGUCUUCAGUACCUGUAACUUGUAAUCCAAUCGAUCGGCCGGUAGAAAUUUCCAGUCGCCCAUUGGUUAUAAAGAGCGAGCCCGGUGUUGAAGUUACCCCACCACCUGUGGAACAAGAUCGAGUCACUGCCGUAAGCCGAUCCCCUCCAGUGGUUGCAGCACCUGUCGUCGUCGUCAAACAGGAAGAAGUCAAAGUCAAACAAGAGCCAAUUCCGACAACACAAUCCAAUAACAGCACGUGGAGUAACCCCGGAAGUAGUAGUAAUGCCACGUCCAGCAGUAGCAGCAGCGGCGCCAAACCAGCAGUGCACAAGUUAAAGAAGGCUUGGAUUCAACGACACACGGGUGGUGACGAGGUUGUUGUGAAACCAACUUUCAACAGCGUUGAUAUAAAACCGGAGCCAGUGGACCGGAGUAGCCCAGGCCCGCUGAAAAUGGCCCGGAAAGCAACUUCUUCCGUCAAGAGCGAGAUCAACGAGGAGGAUCCGGAGCAGGCAAACAGAAGCCACGAGCAACUGCUGCGGCUACCAAAGAUAAGCGAGCCAAAACGGUUGCAGCAGCGGCCGCCACCGUAUCUGCCACUCCAGCCUCAUCGACAGGAGGUAGCAGUUCAGAGGGGGAGGCCUCGGAAUCGGAAAACGACGUUAAUAACGGCGGAGGAGGUCGCACGAAAAAGGGCGGAGCCGUGGCUGCACUCAAGGAGAGUUGCGGCAAGUCUGGUGCCGGUGGUGCAGGUCGCGGCUCUUUGGCUGGACGGCAGAGAAACAGUGAUAGCAGCAGCAGCAGCAAAGAGGGCCAACCAGUCCGCAAAGGCCGGGCAGGAGGAGGAGUUUCAGGAUCUACUGGCGCCGCCGUCGCCCCAGGAAAUUCAUCGCCGUCUGGGCCCAACGCCAAGCCAGGGUCGGCGCAAUCCUUUUAACAAACCCCCCGUUCCCGUGCUGAAAAAGAGCGGCGAAAGUUUUCUUCAGGAUGCUCCCUGUUGGGAAGUCGCGCCCCGUUAGGCCAAGUGCCGCGAAUGCCGUCUCACUCCUCAUCAACGACGCAGGAACGAACAGCAAAGCAAUGCCAACAUCUUUUGCCGCUUCUACGCUUUCCGGCGGCUACGAUACACCAAGUCGGGCCAGUUGGCCAUCGCUGGCUUUUCCGAUCCGUUAAAGGAUGCAUCUGAAGAUGACUUGAGACUAUGGCUGCCUUAGCCGGAAAAGUCUGUCCAAGAGCUGGAUGUUGACAUGUCGCUCUUCCUCCUCUCCCACGUUGGCGACCAGUUUUGCUGGAUGGUUCAAACGGAAAAAGAAGCAAAGGCCGAGGCGCUGGCAGCUGAGGCGGAGGAUGGUGACACAGUUCAACAACAAAUAGCCUGGAAACGAGUUGUCCAGGAAGUGCGUGAAAUGUGCGACGUAUGUGAGACGACUCUCUUCAAUUUCCACUGGGCGUGCGGAAAAUGCGGCUAUGUAGUGUGCAUCGAUUGCUACAAAACGCGGAAGGCUGCCAAAUCCCCAUCCAAUGGAAGCGGAAGUGGCAACAAGGAUGACGAAAAAGAGGAAAAGGAUAAAGAGCGUGAUCUUCACGGGUGGUUGUUUUGUACUAGUCGAUCGGGACACGACCCAGACAAGUUGAUGCCGACCCAAAUCAUAGCAGGCAAGGCUCUGGAGUGCAUGGAACGACUGGUGCAUUCUUACCGGAAGCAGUGGAAUAUAGCCGAGUUUUGUGAUUGCCCCGAAGGCAAGAAAUCUGUCGAAACCACCGAGUCAAACGGCUCUGUCAACAACGGGUCCAAUGGCAUCUGCAAGAGUUUGAACGCCGGAUCUUCUAAAACCGACGGAAUGUCAAACGGUGACGCCGAUGGUAAAGGUGGCGUCGAUUCUGAAUCUGUGAAACCUGUCAAUGGAAAUCCAGCUCAGUCGGACUCAAAGAACGGGGGCAACCAAACCGGUUCGUCACUGUUGAACGUGUUGGCUGACGUGGCUUUAACCAAAGAAAAGAAGCCGGGCAAGUCAAAGAACGGGUACGGUGGUGCUGCUGUAAAAGGUGAGGCUGUUGAUGGAGCAGCAACAGCAAUUGGGUCCGAUGGUGAAUCCGAUUUGCCCAGCGACGAAGAGGAAGGUGGCGAACACUUUUCAACGCUUAGAGAACUGCUCAUCCGCCCGGCACCCAAGACCAGCUCUGGCAAGAAUUCUGAACAAAACACGGGCCCUGUCGCUAAACGGCAACGCAUGGAAACGCUUGAAGAUGUCAUUUCUUGCGUCAUUGAACGAGGAGUCGAUCGUGAACCCAGUCCCGAGGCUUCCAACUCCGUAAAUGCUGCCGCUGGGUCUUCGCCCAACGCUUCCACUGCCGCCGUUGCUGCCGCUCCAGGCAAAUACUCUAAUGGGGAGCCUGAAGAGGUUGCAGUUGACGUUGAAUUAGUGCACUUUAAGCGUCGUGGAGACGCAUUCAAGACGGUACUGAGUCGUGGAAUGCUUCCACCUCGCAUCAUGGUUCUUUCGGAAUCAUUGAAAGCUCAUCCAGACAUCCCACAUUCGUGGCUCUGUACGGGGAAGUUGCUGAGAUUGCAUGACCCCGGAAAUCCCAACAAUUACAAACUCUUCCAGGACUCUUGGAAACGAGGGCAGCCUGUCGUAGUUUCUGGAGUGACCCAGCUUAUGGAUCAAUCCAUCUGGCAUCCGGAUUCCUUUCUCAAAGACUUUGGGGACAUCAAGAACGACCUCAUUAACUGUAUGACAGGCAUCACUGUCCCCAAUCAACCCAUGAGGAAGUUUUGGGAAGGUUUCGAGCGUCUCACAAAGAGACUCAAAGACGAGAAGGGUCAACCGAUGCUCCUUAAAUUAAAGGAUUGGCCUCCUGGUGAUGAUUUCGCCGAGUUGUUGCCAACUCGAUUCAGUGACUUGAUGAAAGCCCUCCCACUGGCCGAAUACACCCAUCGCAAUGGACGUUUGAAUUUGGCUGGCCGAUUGCCCGAAUGCUUCGUGCGGCCGGAUCUCGGCCCCAAAAUGUACAAUGCUUACGGCUCGGCUUUACUAUGCUCCAAAGGGACGACCAAUCUUCACCUUGACGUCUCGGACGCGGCCAACGUCAUGGUCUAUGUUGGAUUACCCAAGGAAGCCAACAGCGAAGAGCAUAUCAAGGAGGCUUUUAAGGCAGUCGAAGAGUCGGGAUGCGAUUUCCUUACUCGAACGAGAGUUGAAACCGGUGGGGAAAUACCCGGCGCCCUGUGGCACAUUUAUCAAGCCAGAGAUGCGGACCGCAUUCGGGAUUUCUUGAACAAGGUUGCUCUGGAACGAGGAGAACGGCUCGAGCCUCAUCACGAUCCUAUUCACGACCAGAGCUGGUACCUCAACGGAGAACUUAGGAAACGAUUGUAUAAGGAAUAUGGAGUGGCUGGCUACGCUAUUCUUCAGUGUUUGGGUGACACAGUUUUCAUCCCCGCGGGAGCGCCUCAUCAGUUGUAUUAAAGUGGCGGGGGAUUUCGUCUCUCCCGAGACGGUGGCUCACUGUUUCCAGCUGACGGCCCAGGAGUUCCGCCACCUCUCUGAUUCCCAUACCAAUCACGAGGAUAAGCUUCAGAUUAAAAACAUCAUCUACCACGCGAUGAAGGAUUCUAUAGCGGCGCUAGCCCACGCUAAGAACGUAACAUUCGUGGAGCUUUUGAAAAUCUAUGAAUCCUUUGCUACCGGCAGUCCGGCACUGAUUCGAACAAUUAGUCCCAAACUGUCAUCGUGCCCAAAUUCAAUGUAGUUUAUUGAUUUGAAAGGAGAGAAAAAUAGGCUGCUAUUACUAUUUUACAGCCGUUAUUAAAGUGAGGCUAACUAUCGGAAGAGAUCUUAACACGGGAUAUGGGCUGCACAGUGUGCAAUCUUGUUACGUUGAAGGUAUGUGUGCCUUGGGAGAAUGAAAUAGAAUAGCAUUGAUCUCAAGUUCGGUGGGACUUCUAUCUUAUCUUUUUGAUUUUUCUUUUUCUUUAUCGACUUUUUCCCUCCUUUUGUUUUUGUACAUGUAAUUCAACAAGAUUUUCACGGCUUCGCCGUGAUGAUAUCAAAUGUGAAACAUUGGAAAACGUUUCCCGUCCUGUUCUUUUUGUCCAGUUCGAUCCCACCAAAAUUCAACGAGGCAGUUGUAAAUAUUGUAGAUAUUUAUGCAUACUUUGGUCUCGAAGUGGACAGUUUUGAUUGUAUCUUGGUCUGUGUUCUCAAUGAACCUGUGUUUUCUCGACUUUUCUGAAUUGUUUUAGAUGGAUGUGUCAUUCAUGUUUGUAAAACCCGUGCGGAUGGAACAGGCUUGUUGGUUUUGUAAUUACAAUACAAUAUCGCUUAAGAACAUGGAA